GAGGAUGGGUCGCCUCGCAGCCUGCUGGCAAGGGCCGCUAGCGGUCCUGUGCCUCCUCUUGUGCGUCUGCGGGCGCCUCCCCGGGGCCGAGGGCUUCAGGAAGAGAGGACCCACCGUGACCGUCAAGGUAUUCUUUGAUAUACAGAUCGGUGGCAAAGAUGCUGGCAGAAUUGUAAUUGGCUUGUUUGGAAAAGUAGUUCCAAAGACUGUAGAAAACUUCGUUAAACUUGCAACUGGAGAAAAAGGUUUUGGCUAUAAAGGAAGCAAAUUUCAUCGUGUAAUCAAAGAUUUCAUGAUUCAAGGAGGUGACUUCACAGCUGGAGAUGGCACUGGAGGAAUGAGCAUCUAUGGAGAUAGGUUUCCUGAUGAAAACUUUAAAUUGAACCACUAUGGUAUUGGCUGGGUCAGCAUGGCUAAUUCUGGUCCACAUACGAAUGGUUCCCAAUUCUUCAUUGCUGUGACGAGGCCUGGCUGGUUGGAUGGAAAGCAUGUAGUAUUUGGAAAAGUCAUUGAUGGAAUGUCAGUAGUGCAUGGUAUAGAACUUCAACCAACAGAUGACCAUGAUCGGCCUCUUCAAGACUGUGUGAUUGUUAACAGUGGAAAAAUAGUUGUAAAAGAACCAUUUGUGGUUGAAGUAGAUGACUGGACAAGUUGACAGCAAUGUGAGCAGAAGAACUGCAAUGGUUUUGCAAUACUUUUGAAAGGAAAUGUGGCAAGCUCCCAGGAAGCACUGAAAUACCUGGAUACUAAAUCGUGGAACACUAAAGACUAUGCUGAUGCCCUUCUCCCAGGAGGGAUAGUUUAAUGGGGGGAACCCCAUUGUAUAUCUAUUGCUUUAAGUAGUUGAAAAAUAGGGGUUUUUCCUGUUCUUUUUAUUAGUUAUACACUACUUUUUUACCAAAAUCAUUAACAGCUCCCUCUCACAUUUUGGUCACACACACACACAGUGUUUCUAAUGAUAAAACUCCAGUUAACACAUUAACGGCUCCUACUAAAAACACUGAAUAUGCAGAGAAGUUCGCUCUGAAUAGGAAAUGGAUUCUUAUUCAGCCAGCUCUUCUAAAGCUACUUAUGGUGCUGCUUUCUUAAUUUUUGGAAUAUGCAGGUGAAGAAAGAAGAAAUUAUGUAUCUACACAGCAACUUUCCCAACAUAAAGAAUACUUGAAUCUUCUUUCCAAUCAAAUUGUAUUUCUUGCACAAAAUAUAAACAUAUUCAUUUCCUAUGGCAUAUAAGAGUUUCAAAUGGAAGCUGUUAACAUGUUACUGUUACAACUAUAUUAUGUUACCAAUGCAAAUAACUUGUUUACUCACUAACAUGUAUUGAUAUAUUAUAUAGACAUUAAACUUUUUC
Molecule: messenger RNA, 1351 nt
Organism: Elgaria multicarinata webbii
Lineage: Eukaryota; Metazoa; Chordata; Lepidosauria; Squamata; Anguidae
Gene: PPIC
Product: peptidylprolyl isomerase C
Exons: 5
Coding region: 5-655 (216 amino acids)
Biological process (GO): protein folding; protein peptidyl-prolyl isomerization
Molecular function (GO): peptidyl-prolyl cis-trans isomerase activity
Source: RefSeq, a predicted model, not a curated record